AUGAUCAUUACAAUACCGCAUAUACUUCGACGUUCACAUAUUACUUUUAUGUUGAUCGAAGGAGGACGUAAUACAGAUCAAAUACCAACCAAAAGUUUUGUAACAAAUUUUGCUGUGAGUGUAGGUAGUGUUGCUAUAGAAUUAAGACAGAUUCCUAAUGAGCCGAUUCGAUUUAUGACUGAUCCAACACAAAAAUCUCGUACAAAAGAUGCCAUUAUAGCGUGGACUUGGAUAACAUUUAUUGAACAAAAUGGUACAAAUCCAAAUAUUCUUCUUCAAAUGCCGAUGACCAAACGUGGAUGGAUAACUUGGACAACAGCUGCUGUCAAUAAUCAGCUUGUAUCGGCUGCUGUUCCUGUUGUCAUAAAUAUUUUGAAUCUUCAAAAGGCAAAAUAUGAUGCAUCAUUAUCGAGUAUGUAUAAAAAACGUUCUUGUCUAGUAAAAAUGUUCGAACAUUCUAUUUCAAGUCAUUGGCUGGAUGGACAUUCGCAUUCAGUGAUUACUACGCCUCGAACAUUACUCGAUAUCUUAAUAAUCCAUAUUUCGAGAAAAUGGCUGCCAUUAUUGAUCCUUAUGGUAAGACCCUAACUAAUAUAUAAGUGUUGCAAUCAGUGUCGAUCAUUAUCCAAUUGUGAAUCCCCAUAUACCCAAUUAUCAAAGACUUCUGUUUCACUACUAAGUUGCUUUUCUAAAAUAUGAAUAUGCACGCAUAUUGAAAGAUCUAGAAAGAAACUUGAUUCUAUCAUCUUAACUAACAACAAAAAUUACAGAAAAUCUAUUUUUUACGGUAACAGCAAAGACUCUACACAUCAGCUUACUCAUUAGCUACUCUAAAGUUAUUCAGUAAAUUUUUGUGUAUGUAGAGCGCAAUAUUAAAAUCAGUUGGGAACACAUUAAUUUUAAUUUUAUUUUUAUAUGAAGUUUUGUUUCAGGCAGUAAAGACCCGAUUCUCAACUUUAUUAAUCUCUUACUGAAAUUUUCAAGAUCGAUAGGCUUCAAUAGAACAGAUUCGAACUAGCAUGAUAAACACUUACAUCAUAUACUUUUGUAAAAAGAUGAUCUAAAAAUAGAAAAAAAAUUGCUUCUAUCGAUCAGUAAGGAAUCUUAAAUGGAAAAAAAGAUUCGCAGCUAACCGUUACUGUUUGCAAUACUGCAAGAUAUGAAUUUGUUUUGAUUGCACGUUUCUUAAAGCGUAUUUUGAUCGAUUUGCUGAAGUAAAGUUGUUUCAACUGCAAGCAGCCAAUGAUGAAUUCUUCGUACUGGAUGGCGAGGUAAUUUCAAUGUGAUUUGAAGUGGCAUAUGUAUAAUUUCGUAGGAGUAUUUCUGGAACGAUCUACAAGUGAAAACUGGUGGUUCGUAUCUUCGGUAAUAAGAGA
This is a messenger RNA of Rotaria sp. Silwood2, 1376 nucleotides long. The record is from the annotation of a GenBank genome assembly. Lineage: Eukaryota; Metazoa; Rotifera; Eurotatoria; Philodinida; Philodinidae.